GCGCAGAUUCCACAAUAUCUUAUUUCAAAAUAUGACCCACUGUUGAGAGAAGAGAGAGUUUACAAAAUACGUGACUUCACUGUGGAGGCAAAUUUUCAACCCUUGAAAACGGCUGAUCAUCCAUUUAUCAUGAAAUUCAUUUCGUGUACCAAGGCUGACAAAAUUCACUCCAUCGGUUUCCCAUGCAUCAUGUAUGAUCUUAAGAACUUCCAGGCUAUCAAAACUAGCGAAAAACAGUUUGAAAGGCAGCUUAUAGAUGCCAUUGGACGAGUAGUGGCCUGUUCAGAACAAAAAAUGAGAAUUGUUAAUGGGGAGGUGAAAAACGUCAUGGAUAUUACUCUAGAAGACAACGAGGGUUUCCAACUCCGAUGCACAUUAUGGGGAGAAUAUGUGGCGCAGAUGGUGGAUCAAGUUGGAUUGGGUUUGAAUGAACCAUUAAUUGUACUUAUUCAAUUGUGCAGGGUCAAGCCAUAUCUAGGUGAGAUGUGCAUUUCAACGGCAUUUCACGCAACAAGGAUGAAGACAUCAACUGGCAGUAUAACUUUGAGCUGUGGGAAUUCUCAAAGCCAGUCAGAGAGCAGCAUGUCUCAGGAAAUACAAAGUGGCAGAUUGGAAGUAUUAAGCAUUGAGGAAUUACUUUCAAGAAAUGAAGCAGGGCAUUACUGGAUUUUGGCUACGAUUGUGGAUAUCAAAAAUUACAAGAAUUGGUUUUACUUGGGCUGUGCAUCAUGCAACAAAAAGGUGAAUAAAGAGGAAUCGCGAUUUCGUUGUUCUGGGUGUAACAAGAUAACAGCAGAAGGAAACUACAGGUAUAUGAUCAAUGUGUUGGUUAUGGACUCUACCGACUACACCACCAUAACACUUUGGGAUAGAGAAUGCACCGACUUGCUAGGAAGGUCGACAAGUGGAAUGAGAGACCUCAUGGCUGAGGUCAAAAUUUCCGAUGAGAUACCCUCGGCGAGCAGCUGUCUUGGUGGAAAACGCAAGCAUGAGAUUUAUAAGGAAGCCGAUGACCCUACUAAGAGGCAUCUAGAUGAGGAAUUUGGCGCCACAAAAGAGCUCCUUAAAAUGAAGGCCAUUAAAACUGAGAAAUAGAGAAUGGGUCAAAUUUUAUCAAUUUGAACAUGCUUUAAUUUAUAUUCGCAUUGUAUCAUACCUUUGGGUGGAAAAUAUUAAAUAUGUACUCUUCCAUACAUGUUUGAAGCCUGAAAGAAUUAAACAAAUUUAGUACAUCAUUUAAAACUGAAUGUACACGGUGUAGUAAAUAUUUCGGACACUGACCUUCGCCGAUCAAACACUGCACUUUCCACUGUAGAUAAAUGAGGUAGAAAGAUUUAAUUUCAAUAAAUCGAUUAUUAAUUA
Cuscuta campestris is the source of this 1362-nucleotide messenger RNA. The record is from the annotation of a GenBank genome assembly. NCBI's taxonomy places the organism in Eukaryota, Viridiplantae, Streptophyta, Magnoliopsida, Solanales, Convolvulaceae.